UUCAGCACCGGUACGUGACCGACAAACUCUCAUCAUGGCGAUUGACGACGAACAAAUUCUGGCCGGAAAUCCUCCUGAAGAUGAAGAGGAGGAAGAGGAGGAGGAUGAUGAGGAAGAAGAGGAAGAACUUGAGGACCCAAGAGAUAAGAUGAGGGAGGAGUGCGAGACAUCCGGACACUGUGCUGCUUUGAAGGAUGCCUACGAUACUUGCACAGACCGCGUCAGUUCCAAAUCAAACACAGAGGAGACGUGUACAGAAGAAUUCUUUGAUUUCCUCCAUUGUGUUGAUCACUGCGUUGCACCACAGACGUUCAAGCAUUAUAAAUAAUGGCUAUCCUUGGGUGAUCCUUCUCACUCCAUGAUGACCUCCUAUUACCAGCUUUGCCCUGUUUCCAUGACAACAAGACAUCCAUGCUCCCAGUAUCGACCAAAUGCUUGUACACAUCUUAUAAAUUUGAUGAACGGAACCAGUACAUUGCACAGCAUACAUCUUCGAAAGAUGAAUGAGAGCAAUAAAUUUUAAGAGGAUAUAUGUGACUUCAUAUCAAACAAUGUUCAAGAUUUAUCCACUUUCUCUCCGAGUAUAUUCGAUCUUCUAUUUUGUUUUCUUCUUGAGCAUUGUCUUUUUUAGAUAAAAGAAGAAUUAUUGACGUUCUAACACAUCUAAUUUCUGUAUUCUGUGUUAUGCGUUUCCCUGCCUAUAAACAAUGUUCAAAGUCAGUAAAAUAUUUGUUUGAGCAUCCAUCAAUGCUAUCCACAAAUGUGAAUCAGAAAAUGAAUUUGCAUUUAUUGACUUCAUUAUACAUGUAUUACUAACCCAGUAAUAUGUUUGAUAUAAAGAAAAUGACUAUUUUAAAUUAAUUUGCUUGGAAUCAGGUCAGUUUCUUCUUUGUACCAAAUGUGUUACUGAAGUUUUAUUUAUAAUUCGGAUUGAUAUUCCCUUCCUGUUGUGAAGUAUCAUGCAUUUCUUGCUUCUCUGAGAUGAUUGGUCGUCGUAUCAAUUCUAAACAAUUGAUUUUGUAUUUUGUGAAUAUUAUAUACCUCUACAAAUUUGUGUUUUAUAGAGAGAGAUGUAUUGCAGAUAUUGGGUCACGGCAAGCUGGGAUGUUUACUAGUUAGAAUUUGUGCACAGAUGAAUUAUAUGUAUUGUUAUGAAUUAAAAUAUGAAAAACAUGCA
This is a messenger RNA of Lytechinus variegatus (green sea urchin), 1177 nucleotides long. Its product is annotated as cytochrome b-c1 complex subunit 6, mitochondrial-like. The record is from RefSeq and is a predicted model, not a curated record. Gene Ontology annotation, biological process: mitochondrial electron transport, ubiquinol to cytochrome c. Bases 35 to 328 code for a protein of 97 amino acids. The transcript has 4 exons. NCBI's taxonomy places the organism in Eukaryota, Metazoa, Echinodermata, Echinoidea, Temnopleuroida, Toxopneustidae.